Messenger RNA from Gryllus bimaculatus (two-spotted cricket), 858 nucleotides. The record is from the annotation of a GenBank genome assembly. Lineage: Eukaryota; Metazoa; Arthropoda; Insecta; Orthoptera; Gryllidae.
AUGUCUAAGAAAAUAAUCGCAAUGGUCCAUGUGAAGUGUAGAAGUUUGCACUAUCCGCGAGUGGGUAAUAUUAUACGUCUUCAGUUUCCUGACAAUCUAGUUCCAUGGAAUUCUGAAUGGCCAGACUACAAACCUAAUGAUUUUACAGCAUCUUUUGUUUUGGGAAAGCCAUGGGCUGAUCAAGAUGUAUCAGAGCCUAACUUUUGCCCUAAAUGGAAUAGUAUUGACGGUAAUAUAAACAGACAAAGCUUCAUGGGGGAAUAUAGAGUAAAAGAUAAACGACCCCUAAAUCCUGUAGGUCGGACAGGGUUAUGUGGGCGAGGUGUUUUGGGUAGAUGGGGUCCAAAUCAUGCAGCAGAUCCUAUUGUUACCCGAUGGAAAAGGAUAAGCCAAGGUGCUGUGGUAAUUCAUCCAAAAAGUAAGAAGAAAAUUUUGCAGUUUGUAGCCAUUCAAAGAAGAGAUUCUGGUGAAUGGGCUCUACCUGGUGGGAUGGUCGAUCCUGGUGAGGUUGUAUCUGCCACCUUAAAAAGAGAAUUUCUUGAAGAAGCCUGUCGUUCUUUAGAAAACCCAGACUCUUUGGAAGAAAACAAUAAAAUAAUUACUUCAUUUUUUGACAAUGGAGAAGUGAUUUAUACAGGUUAUGUAGAUGAUCCAAGAAAUACAGAUAAUGCUUGGAUGGAAACCGUUGCUAUGAAUUUUCAUGAUGAUGAUGGUAGUACUAUUGGAGCCAUAUCACUUGAAGCUGGAGAUGAUGCCAUGGGUGUUUGUUGGAUGGAUGCGAGUCAAGAGCUUCAUUUGUAUGCAAGUCAUUCAGAUUUCAUUGCUAAAGUCGCAGCCAAACAUGGUGCUCAUUGGUGA